UUAGUUUUAAAGCAUCUGCAUUGCCAAAUGAAAUAGUAUUGCAAUAUUUAAAACAUCGUUGUGGUAACUGGAAGAACCAAUAUUUUUAUGGUAUAAUCAUAGGAGAGUUAAAUGAAGCUAGUAAAGAACCACCAUCAAAUGAUGAAUUAUUAACAGUUCUUAUAGAACAUUCUGAUGAUAAUAAAAUUACAGCUUUCUUGAAAGAUCAAAAACCACAAUGUAUUGUUAUAACUGCAUCAACUACAACAUUGUGUAAUGAGGUUAAUCAUAUAGUUAAAGAAGGUGCUAACUCUUCGGUGAUUAAAUUUACAAGACCAAAAGUUUUUUAUGAAUAUUCUUGUUCUAAAGGUGCUAUUGAUAUUAAUAAUCAG
Molecule: messenger RNA, 371 nt
Organism: Racocetra fulgida
Lineage: Eukaryota; Fungi; Glomeromycota; Glomeromycetes; Diversisporales; Gigasporaceae
Source: the annotation of a GenBank genome assembly